AUUAGAAGAAGAAAAAGGGAAGCAAAAAUACAUCCUUCCUCGGGUGCUUCCAACCAAUUUGAAUUGGCGUUGAUUAUCCAUCCAAUCCAUCAUAUGCACUACAACUCCAACUAGCACAGCAGCACUACUUUUCUGACCACAAAAGUCAAAAAGUCAAACCAUCUCACCUUUGAAUUAUGGAGCCACCGGCGUUCGAAGCCGCCGAGAAAAUCAUUCUCCGGUGGGACUCCACCGCCUCCGAAGACGCUCGCGACCGCAUGAUCUUCGACGGCGAUCGCUACGAGAUCAACUCUUACUUACAAGCCGUCGACGACGUUCAACGCUCUAUGGAAUCCACGACGCUCUCCGACGAUCAAUCGAAAGCCAGCACGGCGAUCCAGAUUGCUAUGGCCAGGUUAGAAGAUGAGUUUCGUAACAUACUCUUAGCGAACGCUAAUCCGAUUGAAAUUGAUGCGUUGUUAGAUAUUAAUGUGUUGAAUUUGAGUCAGUCUAGUCAUUCGUUGCGUACGGAUAGUAGUUCUGGUGAUUUUACGGAGGAUAAUGUUAGUGGAAAUGAUGAGUGUUUACAGGAUUUAGGUGCGAUUGAUCAGAGCCGGAGGAGCACGUCGAGUUAUAGAUCUAUGUUGAGUAUUAGGGAACUCGAUUUGGUUCCGAUGGAGAUUGUUACUGAUCUGAGGAGUAUCGCAGAGAGGAUGAUUUCGGCUGGAUAUGUGAGGGAGUGUGUGCAGGUGUAUGGGAGUGUGAGGAAGUCUGUGGUGGAAUCGAGUUUUCGGAGAUUAGGAAUUGAGAAGUUGAGUAUUGGUGAUAUUCAGAGGCUGGAGUGGGAGGUGUUGGAGGUGAAGAUUAGGCGGUGGAUUAAGGCUGCCAAAGCGUGUGUGAGGAUAUUGUUUGCGAGUGAGAAGAGGUUGACGGAGCUUAUAUUUGAAGGUUUGGGAUCGAAUACUGAUGAUGCUUGUUUUAUGGAGACGGUUAAAGGCCCUGCGAUUCAGCUGUUUAAUUUCGCAGAAGCUAUAAGUAUUAGUAGGAGAUCGCCUGAGAAGUUGUUUAAGAUUUUGGAUCUUCAUGAUGCUUUGUUGGAGUUGUUGUCUGAUGUUGAGGUUGUGUUUUCUUCGAAAUCAUCGGAGUCCAUUAGGAUUCAGGCGGAGGAGAUUCUGUCUAGGCUGGCAGAGGCAGCUAGAGGGAUAUUAUCAGAAUUUGAGAAUGCUGUUCUUCGUGAGCCUUCGAAAGUUCCUGUUCCAGGAGGUACGGUUCAUCCUUUGACUAGAUAUGUCAUGAAUUAUAUAAGUUUGAUAUCUGAUUAUAAGGAAACUUUAUUUGAGUUGAUUGUGUCUAAGCCGGUAACUGGGUCUAGAUAUUCAGAAGAUUUAACUACACCUGAUAUGGAUUUUGGGGAAGUGGAGGGGCAAAUUCCAUUGGCACUUCAUUUGAUAUGGAUCAUUGUGAUUUUGCAAUUUAAUGUAGAGGGUAAAUCUAAGCAUUACAGAGAUACAUCUUUGGUUCAUUUGUUUGUCAUGAAUAAUGUGCACUACAUUGUUCAGAAGAUAAAAGGGUCUCCUGAACUAAGAGAAAUGAUUGGAGAUUUUUAUUUGAAGAAAUUGACGGGUAAAGUUAGGCAGGCUGCUACUAGCUACCAGAGAGCAACUUGGGUAAGGGUGUUGCACUGUUUGAGAGAUGAGGGACUACAUGUCACUGGUAGUUUUUCAGCUGGGGUGUCUAGGAGUGUUUUAAGAGAGCGGUUUAAGGCCUUUAAUGCAAUGUUUGAGGAAGUUCAUAGAACUCAGGCUACAUGGUUGGUUCUAGAUACGCAGCUUCGCGAAGAGCUUCGUAUAUCCAUUUCUGAAAUAUUAAUUCCAGCUUACAGGUCAUUUCUUGGUCGUUUCAGGACCCAUAUAGAAAGUGGGAGGCACCCUGAAAAUUACAUUAAGUAUUCUGUGGAGGAUCUUGAAAAUGCUGUCUUAGAUUUCUUUGAAGGAAACCCUGUGUCCCAACUUUCACGAAGGAGAUCUGGUUAAAAGGGUGCAUUGAUUUUACCUUUAAAAGUCUAGGACCAAAUUCUUUGAUUUUUCUCCCUACAUACAAGUCAUUGGUAAUUGGUUUGAGGUAUAUGCUUGGAAUUCGUGAGCUCUCAUACUCCCACUCUUAUACCUUAAAAGAUCGGCCAUCAAAUCUUUUAAGGGCGUACGAUGAAAAAGAUCAAUAUUCUAGAGUGAUCGGCUUGAAGUUCUCAAGAAUGGACCAAUGUACCUGUACACUUUUGCCCCGUAAGCUUGUUGUUGUUUGCUAUAUCUUCUAUAGUUUCCACUACUGUUCUGUUUUUGUUUCAUUUGUUAAUAUGUGAAUUGUUGUAUAAGUUCUGCUCUGAUGUGUUUAAUGCAAUAAUUAUUUUAGACAAAAUAAUCUCCGUCUCGGGUUCAAAAAUAUAUAAAUUAAGAAUUCAUAUUUCUGUAUAAAGCAUUAAGAAAUCUGUUAUUAAAUACCA
Molecule: messenger RNA, 2479 nt
Organism: Daucus carota subsp. sativus
Lineage: Eukaryota; Viridiplantae; Streptophyta; Magnoliopsida; Apiales; Apiaceae
Product: exocyst complex component EXO70A1
Exons: 1
Coding region: 177-2012 (611 amino acids)
Biological process (GO): exocytosis
Cellular component (GO): exocyst
Molecular function (GO): phosphatidylinositol-4,5-bisphosphate binding
Source: RefSeq, a predicted model, not a curated record